Penaeus chinensis is the source of this 2711-nucleotide messenger RNA. RefSeq lists its product as uncharacterized. The record is from RefSeq and is a predicted model, not a curated record. The transcript is spliced from 4 exons. Bases 706 to 2202 code for a protein of 498 amino acids. NCBI's taxonomy places the organism in Eukaryota, Metazoa, Arthropoda, Malacostraca, Decapoda, Penaeidae.
UCAAAAAAUUGUCUCCACAUUCGUCACACUUUUGUUGAUAUGUUUUUAUGUGUGGACAUUUUAGCUCUCAGGAAGAGGGAAAUUGGGGGAUAGAGCCUACCAUCAACCCUCAUCAACAGUACUCGCAGUUCAGGCCCAAGAAUGACGACUUAGGUUGAUGAGUAAAUUAUGUGACGUGGAAUUAGUGACGUACUCUGUUGAGUGCAUCAGCGCUGUUAGGAAUUGCCCAAGAAAUAAUUAUAACAAGCAAUGUCUUCAGAAACGAGUAGGCAAAGUUUCCCUCUGCAGCCAUCCUGAUCAUUCCCACCUUGUCAUAGCUACAUCCAAAAUCCAAGCUGUCUGGCUUACCCCCAUCUGGCCCCCAUCCUCCAUACACAAGAUACUCUCAUCUCUGAUCCUCUUCAAGUCGCUAAUUAACUGGGUGACUAUUUCAGCCAUGUCAGUACUGACUUGCACCUUUCUCCACACAUCUCUUUCAUGAAGGCCACCAGAGAAUGCACUCCCAUCACAUUCUUCUCCCUGUCCUCUGACUGGUGUGCUGUUAGGAGAGGACCAAAUAACUGCAGCAAAUCAAACAGCUUUAGUGAGAAGAUAUUUUAAUAGUAAAGGCCAUAGGGACUUUGCCUUGGAACAGAUGCAAGAACAGAAGAGUGCUCUGGGUAACCACUGAGAUCUGAUUGCUAAAUUUAGGUUCUAAACAUUAUUAUGCCACCAGUUAAAACGCAAAACAAAUCAAAGAAAAAGUCAACUUUGCCAGCAAAAGUUGGCAAACACAAGAAACUUACGAAGAAGGAGCUGACCACACCCAAGAGCCAGAAGGUGAAAAGAGACUAUAAUGAAAAGAAAAAGAAGAAAUCGGAGUCAGAAGUCAAAAAGCAAAAGAAAAAAAAGAUAAAAUUUCCAUUCAAACCUGUGAAGGCAGCAAAAGAAAGAAAGAAAGUUGUGGAAAAGAAGAACUCAAAGUCUCUGGCUAAAAAGCAAAAGAUGAAGUCUCCAGACCUGAAGGGCAAGAUAACCAUUAGUAAAAGGAAAAGACAGAACUCAGAAUCAGAAGUCCAAGUUAAGAUGAAAAAGAAAAGAAAAAUCAAUUCUCCAUUUAACUCUUCACAAAUUACAAAGCCUAAACAGCCAGUAAAGAUGAAGAGGAAGAUGCCUCUAACAGAAACCAAAGAUUUAUAUUAUAUGGAAAUGGAUGAAAUGGGGACUACAAAGCAAAGAUAUGUGACAUGUUUCUCUUGUCAUGUGCUGGUUCCUGAAAAAGAUUUCCAUUCCCAUUUGUUCUUUGGAAGAAUGAAAUGUAGAUUUUGUUUAAAUCCAGUACAAAAAUGCACUGAUUUUGCCAACCAAAUACUGAAGCCCAACGGCUACUGCUCGAAAAGUCCAACUAAUGUACAUGGUAUAUUGCAGUGGGAUUCUUGCCUACAAUAUGUGUUGCUUACCAUGAAAAAUGAAAUAACCAUCAGAAAUGUCUGUAAUGACAUAAAGGUGGAGCCAAAUGAAUUUGAGAUCUGUUGUGAAAUCUCAAAAUACAUGAAAAGCUUGGAAUCUUUAGAACAAGUAGAUCCUUGGAAAUCAGCCUUUCAAGAGCUAAAAGCAUAUUGUGAAAAAGUUUUGAGCCAAUUAAAGCCCCCAAAUUGUUGUAUUCUGAAACUUUUCAAAGGAAAUGAGAGAAAAGGUGAUGACAAAUUCAUUGCUUUAAGUAACCUGUGUGGUGAAAAAAAAACUAUAAUUAAAACUAAAAACCCUGAUAGUAAUAUCAGUUUAGAGGCAAGUGGAGAUUUAGUAGCUCCUGAAAAGAAAGUUUUUUCACAACAGAGCCAGGGGAUAGAGUGUGCCACAGUGAGUGAGUUGCAGUCAUCCUAUGUGUGUGCUAAUAUCACUGGAACUUCUGAUAUCAACAAAACAGAAUCAAAUGAAAUUAAGAGUAUUAAGCAGGAGGAAGAUCUUAUUAAAAGAAGGAACCACCAUCAAAAAUUUAAAAAACGAGAUCUGAAAAAAAUUGUAAAGUUACCCAAGGAUGGUCGUUAUUUACUAGUUCAUUAUCCCAACGAACAGUGUCCAGAAGAAUGUCCAGAAUGUUAUUCUGGCUUUUAUCCUUCAAAUGUGACUUUGUAUUGUACCACACCUAUUACAAAGGUUGUGUGUGAAGUGUGUGGCCUUGUUAUAUUCAUAGUACCUGGUUUUUAUGAUGCUAGAAACUAAUAUUACUCUAUAACUUUAUAUUAAAGUUAAAUUAUUUUAAAGAAUUUCAUAUAUCUUGACAGAACUAAAGGCCCUGAUAAAAAUAGCAGUUUAGAGGCGAGUGAAGAUUUAGUAGGUCCUUCAGAACCAAGGACAGAGCUGCGCUCAUCCUAUAUGUCUGCUAAUUUCACUAGAACUGAUAAUCAAAUUUGAGAAUAUUAAGCAGGAGGAAAAUUGGAUUAAGAUGAAAAAGUAGCAGUUGAAAUAUAAAAAACAAGAUCUGAAGAAAUUGUAAGUUUACCCAUACAACUUAAUCAUCUCAAUGCACAGUUUCUAGAAGAAUAUCCAGAAUGUUACUCUGGCUUUUAUCCUUCGAAUAUGACUUCGUAUUGCACCACAGGUAUUACAAAAGUUGUGUGUGAAGUGUGGUGGUCUUCUUAUAUUCAUAGUACCUGAUAGAUACUAGGCUAUGAUAUUACUAACUUAAAUGUAAAGUUUUUAUAUUUAUAGAAUAUAUCUUGAGAAAUGUA